UCCCCAGCCUCAAGCCCACACAGGUGAACUCGUCCUGGGGUGGAAUGCAGCAAGGAGGGGGCCUUGACACACAGAGGAAGGAGAUGGGGAGAUGGGCGUUACAUCUCUCAGUGGGGAUUGGGCUUCUAGCCGUCCUGCUGACCGUCUGUGAUGCUGAUGUGAAAUACUGCCUCGCUGCCAAGUCCUGCUCUGAGUGCCUGCAGACUUGGAAGGGCUGCUCCUACUGCACUGAUGAGGACUUUAAUGGCCCUCGCUGUGACCUGCAAGAAAACAUACGUGCCCACGGCUGCAGAUCUAUAUUAUCAGCUGAAAGCGAAACAAUUAUGAAGAAGAAACAAGAUAUCAACAUGAAUCUCCAGCAGUCUCAGGUGUCUCCACAACUGAUGAGCAUGAGCUUCCUGCCAGGAGAGGAGAAGGUGGUUGACAUGGACGUGUUUGCUCCGACCAAUGGUCCUCUGGAUCUUUAUAUUCUUAUGGAUUUCUCCAACUCCAUGGCUGACGAUUUGGCCAACUUGAAGAAUAUGGGCGAGGAGCUAUCUCGGUUGGUGAAAGAGCUGUCAAGUGACUACAACAUCGGCUUUGGGAAGUUUGUGGACAAAGUGAUUGAGCCCCAGACGGACAUGAGACCCGUCAAACUUAAAACGCCAUGGCCCAACAGUGACCCUCCAUUCUCCUUCCAAAAUGUCAUCAAGCUAACCAGCGAUGUACAAGAAUUCACCAGUGAGCUCCAGAAGGAGAGAAUAUCUGGCAACCUGGAUGCUCCUGAAGGAGGGUUUGACGCCAUAUUGCAGGCCGCAGUUUGUGGGGAUGAGAUCGGUUGGCGAAACCACAGCACGCAUCUCCUGGUUUUCUCCACUGAGUCAGCCUUCCACUACGAGGCAGAUGGCGCUAACGUGCUGUCUGGCAUCCUGCCGCGCAACGACGAACUCUGCCACCUGGACAAAAACGGCAAAUACACAGAGGAUAUCAAUCAGGAUUACCCAUCAAUACCCACGCUGGUCCGCGUACUUGGCAAACAUAACAUCAUCCCCAUAUUUGCUGUUACAAACCACUCCUACACAUACUACAAGAAACUUCAGGAAUAUUUCCCCAUUGCUGAGGUUGGUCUGCUGCAAGAGGAUUCCUCUAACAUCCUGGAGCUCAUGAAGAUCGCCUUCGAGAAUAUCGGUUCCAAGAUGAGCAUCCGUGCUGAGGACAGACCCAAAGCAUUUGAGGCUCAGUUCCUUUCGACCAGUGGAAACCAUCUAGAGCACGGGGACUUGGAUUACAAGCCUGGAACAACAGGUAAGUUCAAGAUGCGUCUCAAAGCCCAGAGGAUGAUUGGCACGACCCCUGUCUGCCACAGCGAUCAGGAUGAGAAGGAGGGAAUGAUAAGAGUCAAGCCCACCACCUUCAACGCCGCUCUCAAUCUUGAGGCCUCGAUUCUGUGUCGGACCUGCGAAUGUGAGAAGACUCCUGUCAAGAAUGCAGCCAAAUGCCACGGCAAUGGAGACCUGGUGUGUGGGAAGUGUCGAUGUAGUGGUAACUGGCUGGGUGCAUUCUGUAACUGCUCAGCGAGUACUUCAUCUCUGGACACCAGCCAGUGCAUAGGCCCAAACAUGACGGAGCCUUGUUCAGGCCACGGAGAAUGCAUGGAGUGUGGAGGCUGUGUGUGCUACAACCCAGAUCAGUUUGAAGGACCAUACUGUCAGUAUGACAAGACCCGGUGUCAACGAUACGGAGGCUUCCUCUGCAAUGACCGUGGCUCUUGCAUCAUGGGUCGCUGUGCAUGUACAGAAGGCUGGGAGGGAAAUGCCUGCGAGUGUCCCAAGAGCGACCUGACCUGUCGGGACAGCAAGGGGGGUGUCUGCAACGGGCGAGGUAAAUGUGUGUGCGGUCUCUGUGAAUGCGGGAAAACUGCCAUGGAAAUGACUUCGACCUGUGAGCCAAAUUUCCAGUCCCAGCUGGGUGUGUGUGAGGCUACAAGACACUGUGUCCAGUGUAAAGCCUGGAAGACGGGAAAGAAAGAGGACUGUGAGAAUUGCCCCUACACAUUUAACAUGGUGGAAGAACUCAAAGAAGCGGACAAAGUGCUUGAUUCGUGCAGUUUCCGUGAUGAGGACGAUGACUGUACCUAUCACUACACUGCUGAGAACCCCAAAGAUCCAAAAGCUGCAAUCUUGGAGAUCCAAGUGCUCAAAAAGAAAGAUUGUCCCGCUGCCAGCCUCCUGUGGCUGCUCCCUCUACUCUUGUUCCUGUUGUUACUGUUGGCACUCCUGCUGCUCUGCUGCUGGAAAUUCUGUGCCUGCUGCAAAACCUGCUUCCAGAGCUGUCUUGCCCUGCUGCCUUGUUGUAGUAAAGGUCGCAUGGUCGGCUUCAGGGAAGAUGAGUAUUUGCUCCGCCAGUCUCUGCUCACCUCAGACCAUCUGGACACGCCAAUGGUGAGGACUGGCCCACCCAAAGGGACUGAUGUGGUUCGCUGGAAGGUGACAGAUAAUGUACACAGAGGACCCAAUCACCCCCUGGCUCUGAUGAUGCCUAAUCCUAAAGAGACUAUCCAGUUCCCACUCUCCGUCCGGCUGAACAGGCUUUUCUCUGACAACCUGUCCCGCCCUGAAGACAGAGAAACAGAUCAGCUCCGCAAGGAAGUGGCCGAUAACCUCAAUGAGGUGUACAAACAAAUUCCUGGGGCCCAGAAAGUGCAGAAGACCGCUUUCAGAACGCAGAGAAAUGCUGGAAAAAGGCAGGACUACACCAUCAUGGACACUGUCUUGUCCGCUCCUCGUAGCAGCUAUCCUGAUAUUGUUAAACUCACAGAAAAAAAUGUCCAGUCUGGAAAGUUCCACAACCUCAAAGUGGCGCCUGGGUACUACACUGUGGCCACAGACAGAGAGGCUGCGGGAGCCAUCGAGUUCCAGGAAGGCGUGGAGUUAUUAGACGUUCAUGUGCCGCUCUUUGUCAAAGAAGAAGACGAUGACAAGAAGCAGCUGCAUGUGGAGGCUGUGGAUGUGCCACUGGGCAUUGCUGGGAUUGGAAAACGUUUGGUCAACAUCACCAUCAUCAAAGAUCAUGCCACCAGUGUGUUCUCGUUCCUCCAGCCAGCCUACACAUACAGCAGACAGGACGGAGUGGCCAACAUUCCAAUCAGCAGGGAGAUCAUUGAGGAUGGACGAACACAGGUCACAUACCGCUCACGGGACCUCACAGCCAAGGACAAAAAGGACUAUAUAACAGUGGAAGGAGACCUGACCUAUGGUUCUGGUGAGACUCAGAAGACAGUUCCUGUUCGUCUGCUGGAGCUGGGUGAGAAAGAUGGCCUCCUGGAAGACAAACAGGUCAAGCAGUUUGUCAUGGACCUCAGUAACCCACGGCAGGGAGCCAAGCUGGGGCGCUACCCUAGAACUACUAUCACCAUCGCAGACCAGCCAGAGCCCAGCGUGAUGAUGUUCAAAAAGGGCACCCAGAACUUCUCCACAUCUGACCCGACCUACACCAUUCCUGUGGUACGUACUCGAAACCCUGAUAGCUCCGCAACAGUGAAAUGGCGUACCAAGAAGGCCCAGCGUUUCGACCUCUUCGGCCCACUGAAGUUUGGUCCUGGAGAAACAGAGAAGAACAUAGUGAUCGACCCGAAAAAACAUCCUGGUGCAAUCCAGCCUGAAACCUUCGAUCUGGAGCUGUUCGACCCAAGUAGCAAUGCUUCUCUUGGAGAUAGGAAGACCACCGUUGUCAAUGUCACAGACGGAGGUCCUGAGAUUGCUCACAUGUCACAGAAAGGCUACGUCCAGCCAAAAUGCACCUCUCCUGGUGGUCUCCUUCUCGCUCCAGGAAACCCGAAAGCCAAAGCAACUGGACCCAGAAAUAUUCACCUCAACUGGGACCCACCACCUGGUAACCCAAUGGGCUACAAGGUGAAGUAUUGGAUUUACGGCGACCCAGAAAAAGACGCCCAGGUCUUGGAUGUGAAGACGCCUCAAGCUGAGUUGACCAACCUUUACCCCUAUUGCGACUACGAGAUGCGAGUGUGCGCCUAUAAUUCAAUGGGAGAUGGCUACAAUACCGACAUGGUUGCCUGUCAGACCCUGGAAGACGUGCCUGGUGAACCUGGACGUUUGGCCUUUAACGUCAUCAGCCCGACUGUCACCCAGGUCAGUUGGGCAGAGCCCGCAGAGACAAACGGCAACAUCACAGCUUACGAAGUCAUCUACACACCCAUCGAUGAUGACCUGAAGCCGGUGGGUGCUGCCAAGAAAGUAAAGAUCGACAACCCCAAGAAACGAAUGCUGUUGAUCGAGAACCUCCAGAAUGCACAAACCUACCAGUACAAGGUCCGUGCCAAGAACAGCGUGGGCUGGGGUCCCUUCAAAGACGCUUCCAUCAACCUGGCAUCACAGCCUACCAGACCACUGUCCAUUCCCAUUAUUCCAGACAUCCCUAUUGUGGACGCAGAGGCUGGAGACGAGUAUGAUAGCUACCUGAUGUACAGCAAUGAGGUGCUGAAGUCCCCUGGAGGCUCCAAGACCCCCAGCGUCUCUGGUGAUGAUUUCAUGAUGAACGGGAAAUGGGAACAGAACUUCCAUUUCCCGGGGGGAUCAGUGACACGCAACCUGUCAACAUCAUCCUCUCCUAUGUCCACCCUGAGCUCAAACUACAGAGGAGGAGGCAGCUCCUUCACCACAGAGACAUCCACCACCUACAUGUCCGGACCAGGAGGCUCUCGCAGGACAGAUAUGAUUGGAGGUGGAGUACAUUCAUCGGAAGUCAUCAUGAGGAAGCGCUCGGAGAACAGGGCUUACACAGAAGAGAACAUCCGGGACUCAAUUGUCAUGGGAGAUUUGUCAAGCAAGUUUUCAGAACUGGGUGGUUUCGGCUACACUGGGAUGCAGAGCAGCUCUCAGAGCCAGUUCAGCUACAACCUGCCUCAGGGUUCCAGGGCCAGGACCCAGUCUUCAGACGUCAACGAAGCCUUAUAUAGUCUGGACAGGGUGCUCCAGGAUGCACGACUUUCUCCUGGGGUCCCAGACACCCCCAGCAGACUGGUGUUUUCCGCACUGGGUCCCACUGCCCUCAAGGUCAGCUGGCAGGAGCCCCGAUGUGAGAAAAACAUCCUUGGCUACUGUGUCCUCUACCAGCAGCUCAAUGGAGGUGAUCAAAAGCACAUUAUGACAAACCCAGCAGAGAACUCUGUGAUCAUCCAGGACCUGCUGCCCAACUACUCCUAUCUAUUUAAGGUGAAGGCUAAGAGCCAGGAGGGCUGGGGCCCAGAAAGAGAAGGAGUCAUCACCAUUGAAUCUGCAGUCGAUCCCAAGAGUCCUCUCAGCCCAAUGCCAGGCUCACCAUUCACUCUGAGUACUCCCAGUGCUCCAGGCCCCCUGGUUUUCACUGCUCUGAGCCCCGAUUCGCUGCAGCUCAGCUGGGAGAAGCCUCGAAAACCCAACGGAGACAUCUUGGGCUACGUGGUGACCUGCGAAGAGCUGCAUGGUGGAAGUGACACACGUUCCUUCCAGGUGAAUGGAGACAGCACCGAGACCAGUCUCACUGUUCCCAACCUGACUGAGAACGUUCCCUACAAGUUCAAAGUUCAGGCUCGAACCACACAGGGCUUCGGUCCAGAGAGGGAGGGCAUCAUCACCAUCGAAUCUGAAGAUGAAGGUGCACUGUCUCAGUACAAUAACCAGUCACUGAUGAGUAGGGAGGUUUUCCAAUUGCCAACAGAAAUCAGCACACGGACAGACAUCUCACACACCAUGCUCAAUGACCCCUACUUCUCAGAGGGGAUGAUGAUGACCACACAGCACUCGGAGACCAGCGGCAUGGUGACUCGUCAGAUCACCAAGGAGGUGGUCCAGAGGGGCAUCAUAGGAGGAACAACUGUCACAAAGAAGAUGUUUUAUGAAUCAUAAGAUUUUCUACUUAACUGUACCCAAGUUCACACCCAAAGGUCCCAACGGGAAUCUCAGGGCGUUUUCACACCUGAAAGUCUGAAUCAAGCGUCAUGUUUUUGUUACUUUGUACAGUUUAUAUUAGAUCCAUUUAGUCUUGGUUUCACAUUGUAGGCUAGCAAGACCACUAAAGACUUUUGUAUGACAUGCAAACGUCCUGUCGUCAUCACCUAAGUGGGCUGUUUACUUGACAAUGAUUGGUUUGUAGUCGGACGUGCAUCUGAUGUUGCUGUGUUGUCAGUUCGGCAGGUAGCAGUCUUUCUAUUUAAAUGGACAAAGUAAAUAAACCAGUUAAUUUUGUUACCACCAAUAAUAUUAUAUUGGUAUUUCUACCAGCAUCACCAACUUGAGGUUUAAUACUUGACACUACUUUGAAUUUGCCAAAUGAAAGUCGUCAUUGUUCAAACAUUAUAUCAUCAGAGGGAAAACUGCGAGCAAUCCUGCGAGCUGCUUUGACUCUCUUAUUCUUUUAUUUAAUCCUCUUUCAACUUCAUGCCAUAGUCUUAACAAGCCCGAAAGUCUUAACAACCCAAAAAAGUGUUUUCAAACUGCAACUGGUCAGAACCAUGGUUCAGUUUGUUCUGGACUGAGAAGGCCUCUUUUGAACUAAAUCUCAGUCUGCAGAUCUAGACCUUGGUCUGAGGCAAGUUAUUUUCAGCCCUGUCUAUUAUUUUGGUUCUUGUUUUGGAUUGUAGCCUAAACUGAAAAGGGGUGGCAUGGUGGUUGUCGGCCAGGAUCUUUCUGUGUGGUGUUUGCAUGUUAUCCCCAAGUUUACGUGGGUUUUCUCCUACAGUCAGAAUACAUGCAAAGACAUGCAGAUUGGGGGUAGGUUGAUUGGAGACUUUAAAUUGACCAUAGGUGUGAAUAUGAGUGUGAGUGAUUGUUUGUCUCUGUGUGUUGGCGACUCAUCCAGGGUGAACCACACCUCAACUGCGAUUGUCUCCAUCUCACCCCUUGACCCUCAAAAGGAUAUGCGGUACAGAUGGACUAAAGUCCUGCCUAAACAAGUAGAUGUGAAAGCACCCUGAGAUUCUCUCUCACACAGUCAGUUAUAUUUUGGGUGUGGGUGUGAGAUUCUGCGACCAAAAAAAACUAAAGUCGAGUGAUAGUGUAAAUAAAAGGAGAGGAGGCUGUUGUGUUCUUCUGUCAUGUCUGUUACGCACUGGGACGCUGUUUCCCUUCAUUGUAACAUUUCUACAACUAUCAGUGUUGCACCUGAGACUGUUUCAUCCCACGUUUUCUUUUCAAGAGGAGAAUCCUUCUGUGUUAGACUGCCCUCCUUCUGUCAGUUCAGAUCUGCCAACACACACUGGGGCUUUACACAGCCCAGCACAGGUCAGUAAUCUGACUGCAGUUCAGUAAUCCAAAGUGACCCUUCUCCACUUGUCCCCUGUCCCCCCAUCCGUCUGUAAGAAACGCAACGUGUUCGAUAAACUCACCAAAUCUUCAAACCAUGUUUAGUCUGAAAGCGUUCUGAUCUGCAGGAAGUUUUGGCUUCGUUUUUGUGGCGGAUGCUUUACACAUUUCAUUUUCAUCUGUCCUGAGGGGUGGAGGGCACAGAGGUGGUGUGUUUGGGAUUCUGUUCAUAGAUUUGUAUGAUAUUAAAAUGCAAUAAAGCUUUCUUCAAGCAUAUUUCAUACUAAAGAUUUUUAUCUAAGCAGACUGUCUUAAAUGAAUUAAAUGCCAAAUAUAGAAAGAUUUGAUACACUUAUUUCCUACUGUCAAGCUAAGGGCAUGAUUAUGAUCUCAAAACUCUAUUUGAUAUAAUAUGCUUUUGCUUUUGUAUUUCAGAUGUUUUCUUUUUCAAAAUGUUUUAUCCAGUUGCUGUGUCUACUGUUGUAUUUUGCAUUUUGAGUGGAUUAACAUUUCAGUGAUAGGUUGAAAUUUUUAGAGGAACGGUAUGUAAAGACAGAAAGAUUGUAUUUCCUUCUAUGCAUGUCCUACUGUGUUUUGGGCUUGAAUUUGGAUGAAAAUGCUUUUGUAAAACAUUUUGAGGAGGAUUUUUCAGAAAUAAAGAUGCAGAUAAGUGAA
This is a messenger RNA of Paralichthys olivaceus (Japanese flounder), 7952 nucleotides long. Lineage: Eukaryota; Metazoa; Chordata; Actinopteri; Pleuronectiformes; Paralichthyidae. The record is from RefSeq and is a predicted model, not a curated record.